Molecule: messenger RNA, 1236 nt
Organism: Physella acuta
Lineage: Eukaryota; Metazoa; Mollusca; Gastropoda; Physidae
Product: neurotensin receptor type 2-like
Biological process (GO): G protein-coupled receptor signaling pathway
Cellular component (GO): plasma membrane
Molecular function (GO): G protein-coupled peptide receptor activity
Source: RefSeq, a predicted model, not a curated record
AUGUUAUUUUUCUUAUCAGAGGUAGCUUCACCAAUGGACGGUACCACAGUGGGGUCCGUUGCCAUAGCAACCAUCACAGUCCAGAACAUGACUACCAGCAGCGGCUCCUUCACCAGCGGUUCGGUCGCCGGGUCAACGGUCAGUGUAGCGACCGUGUGCUACGCGAGCCUCAACGCCACGGACGGCGGGCCUGUCCGGCAGGUCGUCAGCGACGAGGUCCGCAACAUCAUCGUCGUCAUCAACAUGGCCAUCCUCUGCCAAAUCGUCAGCGCGGUGGGCGUGGUCGUCAACGUCAUCAACAUCUGCGUCUUCGCCCGGCUGGGGUACGGCGAGGCCAUCAACGUGACGCUGACCGGCCUGGCUGUAUCCGAUCUCGGAAUAGUCGUAUUCGCCGUGUGGCUGAGUAUCUGUUACAACCCGCUCUUCUCCAGCCUCGAUCUCCCUUUCAAACCAAGCGAGUUUGUUUACCUAACCGCUGGGCUGCCUCGAUUAUCCUGCGCUCGGGUAUCGAGUUGGAUUUUAGCGUCCGCUUCCGUGGAACGCUGUCUGUGUAUAACCAUGCCUUUGACAUUUAAAUCCAUCAUCACUCCUAAACGGUCUAUGUUGUAUAUAACUAUAGUUUUCGUAGUUAUGGCGGCGAGCGUUGCGCCAACUUUCUACACAAGUCGGCUCGUUUCGGUGUUUGAACCUACCAGAAACAGAACUCUCACAUCUUUAACCUUCACAGCCGACCGCUUCUCUGUUGACAAUAUCGCAUUCGCCUUCGGCGUAUUUCUCUCCGUGACCUCGUUUCUAAGCGUGGCCAUAUUCACCGCGGUUCUAGUCUACAAGCUGCGCGAAGCGACGCAAUGGCGGGAAAAGAGCGUCGUUGUUUUCAACAAAGGCAACACCCAACUUCCGUCUCUGACUCACCGGAACAAACAAGUCGGGAAAAUGGUGUCGCUGAUCUCCAUUUUUUUCAUCGUCUGCUUCACCCCCAACACGGUCAACCAGCUGGUCAUGAGUUUGGUCCCAGAGUUCGCCAAAAACGGGUCGCAAGUCAACGCCAACCAGGUCUCGUGGUCGUUCGGUUUCCUGUUGGAGUCCCUCAACGCCACCGUCAACUUCUUCAUCUAUCUGAAGAUGAGUUCCAGGUACAGGGACACCCUCAGGAUGAUCCUCUGGGGGAGGCAAGUUCCAGAACACGACCCCCGUUCCACGCGCGCUUCCGGCGAUGGCGGAACGUACCCAUUUUAA